Messenger RNA from Neltuma alba, 1186 nucleotides. RefSeq lists its product as uncharacterized. NCBI's taxonomy places the organism in Eukaryota, Viridiplantae, Streptophyta, Magnoliopsida, Fabales, Fabaceae. The transcript is spliced from 3 exons. Bases 269 to 1186 code for a protein of 305 amino acids. The record is from RefSeq and is a predicted model, not a curated record.
AACGAGGAAUGUGAAUAGCGUCCGGCUUCUUCGUCUUUUCCGUGGGUCGUAGUGAGAAGCAAUAAACCAGUGAGAAGCUUCAAUCUUCAGAAGGGAGAGGGGGUGGCUAGAGAGAGAGAUUUCGAGGGAGAGCACCUGUAAGGUCGUCACCGGUUGAGGAAGAAGUCGAUAUUCGUUCGGACCCCGAGGUAGAGAUUAAUCUGCUGGUUUGAGGAUUGAAGAGGUAGAGGUCGCUGAAGUGCUGAGAAGCAUCAAUCGCAUUGCUGUCAUGGAGGAGGUUGGCGAAGUAACUGUGACUGCGACAAACGAAGGAGGGCCAAGUGAAGAAGUGAAGAAUGGCUACAUGUUGUUUAGACGAGAAUUUCUUAAGGGUGGGGAGAAGUUUAAGAAUAUGUCUGAACAAGCGAAAAAGGCAUCAAAGGCAUGGAAGCAGUUGACACCAGAGGAGCAGAAGAAAUACAGUGAUAGGGUGAAGCAAUCAAGAAAGGAAGGGAUGAAGAAGAAGAGGAAGAAAAAAGUGGCUUUUAGCACUCGUUGCUCGGUUCGGCAAUUUAAGUCAUUAGUGGACUUCAUAAAAGAUGAUGAAGAUUUGAAAGUGAGGGUACAAAAUUUAGGCUUUGGCCAUUUACUUGACAUUGGAUGUGAGAGACUCCCUCGUGACCUCAUAGUAUGUGUUCUCCGAGCAUAUGAUCCGCCUACCCAUCAAUUUCUAAUAAGAGGGAUAAUAAAGGAAAUAGAAGCAAAUGAUGUUGCAAACUUGUUGGGUGUACCCCACACAGGGGAGAAGGUAAAAAUGGACGUAUGUGAUGAUGAUGAGACAUACCAAAGGUUGAAGGAGGAAUUUGGUAAAGUCCCUUAUACGAAGAUACUCAAUGACAUUAAAUCUGGGCAGAAGAAAGAUGAGUUUGAGUUCCUGUUUAUGCUGUACACACUUGGGAGUUUUUUAACUCCUACUUCACAAACAACUGUGAGUGACAAGCUAAUAAGAGUCAUGUGCUGUACCAUGAAGGGAUUUCACCAAUUUGAUUGGGCCACGUACAUUGUGAAGCACUUGUGGAAAGAGAUGGGAGAUUAUGUGAAAGUGUACACAAAAGCAAAGAAAGACGAAGAUGAAGAUGAAGGAAGCUGCAAUGUGGGAGGAUGCAUCUACCUCCUGUUGGUAUGUAUUUCUGACUUAUGCUUCUAA